AUGGAUUCGAUAAUGGCACAGUUACAAGAAGUUGAAAUUAGAGAAAAUAUCGUUGGAAUGAAUUUUGAAGAAGACGGAUCAAGUUCUGCUUUAGCAUUCAAUAACAAUAAAAAAAGGAAAUUAAGUGAAGUAUGUGAUGAAGCGAAUUGUUUUUUAAAUAGAAAGAUGAAACGGGAAAUUGAUAUUAACGAAGAAGCAGAAAAUAUCAUUAUCACUAAUAGUGAAAAUGAAGAUAUAAGAAAUUUCUUAUUGAGAGAUCUAAAUGCAAAAUCGAAUUCGGAAUGGAAAUUAAUCAUCAAAGAAAGGUUGAAGUUUUGUGAAAAUUUGGGAUUAAAAACAGUUGCUGUUAGACGAAAGGAAGAAGAAUCUGGUGAAGAAUGCGUCGGAUCUGCAAAUGUCGAAUUGUCACAAAUCUGCACUGAAAAACCUCCAUAUGAUCAGUCGAUCGAUAGUAUUUGCAAAUUUUCCAGUAUUAGACGAUUAUUUAUAAGCGGUGAACGAAGAAAAAUUAUCAAAGUUUUAGAUGAUUAUGAAAAAUUUACCAUUGCCAGUAAUGGUUUCAAAUAUUUCUUAAAACUAUGUACAGAUUUGGUUUUUGAGAAAAUCAGUUCUAAAUUAGAAAAGAAACAACUAAAUGACACAGGAACAGUUGAAUCAGUUGCGAAGAUAUUGCGAUUUUCCUGGAAUCACAUGGCUCGAAAUAGUCGUCAAAAAUGGGAGAUAGAAGCUCGAAAAAGGCUUUGCUUUGAAAGAACCGAUACUGAAGAGUCAAUGGAUUUAAAUCAUGAUGGCGUUAUUAACAAGAUUAUUGCUAUGAAAAAAGACAAGGCAAACGGCAAAAGUAGCGAAAAUAUUGAGCAGCUAUGUCGUAAAAUAGAUAUAAUGCCGACAGCUGAUGAAAAAUUUCGAUCAUUCCUCACGAAAAAAAUGCAUGAAGAUAGAGAAAAAUUUUUUGAUGGUAUAAUAAAAUGUCCUCUUUGUCGCAAUAAGGAAAUUUACAUUGCUGAAAAUGAUUUGCAGGACCAUUUGAUAAAUGAACAUUACAGUAUACAUCUAUAUGCAUGUCAUUCAUGUUUUGAAGCAUUCCCUUCGAUUGACUUAUUAAAAAAACAUCCAUGCGCAGAAUUCGCUCAAUAUAAUGUGCAUCUCCUAACUGCUAAUUCAAAAUUUGAAUUUAACAUGGUUAUGCACACCGUUAUCUGUGGUGAAUGCAAUUUGCAAGUGCCUUUAUCAGGGAUUGAUAGGUUUUCAACUAUAGCAAGGCUUCGUGGGUUGUUGGGGUUACAUGAUUCUAAACGUUUAGUUUCUUGUCUUGUAUUUUUUGCCGAAAAUCCACUUGGAAUGGAAUAUGUAUAUUUGAAAGGAUUUGUAAUGGAGAAUUGCAUUUCUGUUAAAUGCUCCUUAUGUAACCAUCAGUAUACUUCAGCGAAAGAUAUAGAAACUCAUCAAGAUAUGCAUAUUUCUGAAAUUACACCGCUCAUAUGUUCAGUUUGUCUGUCUUCUUUCAAGUCACAGCUUUUUUAUCGGAAUCACAUGUUGGGUCACUUGGGUGAUACAGAUUCGUUUGCUCCUUUAAUUGAUACGUUAACUCAGACUCCACCUUUCUGGUUCAUUAAAGAAUUUCCUGAAAUUUGUUGCGAUUUGAUACAUGCAGACCUGCUUCCGUAUUAUUCCAUGGAUGAUCUGGAUGAAGUCACAAAAGAAGAUGUUUCUUUCAUGAAAAGUUCAAAAAAAUCAGAUAUUGAAAAUCAGAUAUCUUCAACAAAAAGUAAAAGUGCAGAUAAGAAAAAAAGGAGGAAAAAAUGCUAUCUAUGCCGACAACUUGACCAGUUUGGUAGUGGUCAUAGUGGUUCGUAUCUGUGUGUUUGUGGGAAUUCAAAAUCAUGUAUUGAAUUUAAAAAAUGUGAAAUUGAUAUUUGCUCAUUCAUUGAACAGUUCAAGCGUGAAGCAAAAAUUUUUGUUGGGCCAAAUGCUUCCGUACAUGAUCCAUCAAAAGGUGCGCUAUUGAUCUUCAGUUGUAAUUCUCUAUUAAACGUUCGGAUUUUUUGUCCUUGGUGCAAUAUUUCAUGUUGUUCAAUAACCAGUCUUCGACGACAUUUUAUAAUUAAGCAUGGAGUCUAUGCAGAAUUUGAAGCUCCUGCAUAUCUUAAAUCCAUUGGUAUAAUGGAGUGGAAUCAUCCACUGACAUAUUUGAAUGCUAAUGCCGAAGCCAUAAACAUUAACGUUGGGUUAACAAAAGAUGGACGUUUUGACUGUGUUGCUGAAAAUGAAUUGACGAGUCAAUCAGAAUCAGAUAUUUUGCUUACCACUGAUUCCAGUGAUUCCAGUCUAUUAUGUUCACAAAUGUCGCCGACCUUUUCUAUUCAAGAACAGUCGAAAAUGUUAACUAAAACAACAGAUUUAGAUGAAGAUGCACUUUUAUUUAAGGGAAACAGAUUUUGCCCAGUUUGUUUCGGUACUUUUGCAUCUUCUCAUUUUGCUCGACAUUUUGUUCCUGUUCAUUUACAUAUAUGCAAACAAUGUGGAAUUGGUUUUACAGACUCGGAAAGAUUGAAGCUUCAUUCUUGCCAGGAAUGGCCUCACGAAUUAUCCGAUGAUAAAUUUGUCCCACACUGUUACUUAUGCAACUCUACUCUGGCAGAUCCUGUGAAAUAUUAUUAUCAUUUGAUUCAUUCUCAUGCCUCUGAAUUUAAAAUUGAUCGUGAGAAGCAGCAGAUUUUGCCUAUGUUCAUAUGGAAAAAAUUGGAUUUAUAUGACGUAAAUUCAAUAUCAGAUAGCGAAAAGGCUUUAGACAGAAAUAUGACUGGGAAAUCAGCAGAUAAAAACAGUGAAGCAUUAAUUAAGAUUUCGAAGACAUCAGAUGUUUCCUUAAAUAGAAAUAAGAAUACUGUUUCCCUCAACUGGGAACUAUUGAAAGAACAAGCGAAACUUUUGCAGGUGCAGGUAUAUUGUCAGUUAUGUGAAAAACCAUGUCAAGUUGCUUCUUUUAAUCGCCAUUUGCAAACUCAUCACAAAAUUUGGAAAAUUUGCCCAGUUUGUAAUUUUAAUGAUGAAUUGGUGCCAGUUAAAUCUAUCAGGCAUUUAUUUAUGCAUAUUGCAUCGAAACACAUUCGGAAACAAUAUUUAUCAAUUACUGAAAUAGGAUUAAAUUGCUUAUUUUGUGACUACAUGAUUUGUUAUUCGCCUUCAGAUUACAAAAAAUCAACCCAGUCGGAGGAAAAGAUGACUCGACAUAUUCUUUUUUUUUGUACUGGAUUUAAUAUAUGUUUGCUGUGCAAUAAUAGGAAAAAACUUAAUGCAAAAGACCUUUUAAAUCAUCGUUCUUCUGUUCAUGCAGAAAUAUACUUUAGAUUCAAAUGCUACCAUUGUUCUGAAAAAUUUCCUAUAAUGAGUCUGUUUGAUGCACAUAAAUGCAGGCAAAAUCUCAUUAAAUGCUCGUGUGGCAGUCGCAAAUCUUAUUCUGAAAGCCAAUUUUGGAAGCAUUUUGGAGAACAUUUGAAUACAUCUACAAAUUUUUGUUUUUUGUGUAAUCAGUCUUUUCAUCCCUCAGAACUUCGAAAUCAUAUGGAGGUCCAUGCGAAUUAUUUGACUUCAUCUAGAGUAGUGAUCGACCUUGUUGAUAAGAGAAUUCCGAUCAUUCGACCUAAAGUGGGACUUAGCGAUGUGCAACUUGCAAAUUCAGUUUUAUUGAAUAUUUCGCAGCCCCAUUCGUCUUCUUCAGUUAACCAGGACUUAUCAAAAGAGACAAGCAUCCUCAUGAAAAACAAAUCAAGCAUAAGUAAUUCCAAUGAACAAGAAAGUGAAUUUAUAUUGCAUGAAAAAACGUCCAGUAAUAACGAUUGUAAAGAAAAUGAUGCACAAAUUAGUAAAACAGAAGAUAAUUAUAUUAUUAAUACGACUGAAGAAUACGCACCCUGUUCUGAAAAAUCGAAAAUAAGUAUUAGCGAAAAUAAAAAUAUUGAUAAAGACCCUGAAAUAUUUGAUCAUCAACCUGGCAAUAAUGACGUGGAAAUUAUUCAAUUUAAUGAAUUUGUUUCGUCAGAUAUCCGUAUUGAGAAUGAACCGAAAAAUGUAUUGGAUGAUGAUAUUUUAUUCGUCGAUACCACUAAAAGGUAA
Molecule: messenger RNA, 4116 nt
Organism: Dracunculus medinensis (Guinea worm)
Lineage: Eukaryota; Metazoa; Nematoda; Chromadorea; Rhabditida; Dracunculidae
Source: the annotation of a GenBank genome assembly